AAAUUGACCUUUUGGAAGAGCUUCAAGAACAAGUAGUUUCGGGGUCAGUGACAGGAGUUGAUAUUUUACCUCAAUAUGGCAGUAACGCAUUUGGAGAUGUUUUCGUCUUCGACCGCCAAGAUAGUAAUAGUGUCGUGAGAAUGGGGAAACACGUUCUAAAGCAGGUAACCAAGGAGAUUCGGAAACAGGAUGAGGCAUUUAUUGUCGGUCGCUUGAGGUUGAGUGACAAGUCUCCAGGGGGUGUAAUAAUUGGAAUAUACUCGAAGAAAAGUGAAGAGAUUUAUCUAGAACUAAUGGUGGGCGGUGAAAAUGCUUUAAAUACAGCUACUUUCACGUAUUUGACCUCUGAUGGACAGACGUCGAUGGUUUUUGAGGGUCUCAGUCUAGCAGACGACCGUUGGCAUUCAAUUAUACUUCAUCUAAAAGAUCUUGAAAAAUCAGAAAAUGGCAUAGAUUUAUAUGUGGACUGUUCUCUUGUUGCGACUGACGUCACUGAAUCACCCAUAUCACAGCACAUUCCUAAGAAAGUAUGGCAGGCUGAAUUUUACCUUGGACAAAGAGAACCCAGUGGACUAUUUACUUUUAACGGUAGCCUACAAGGCUUACAUGUUGUCUUCGGUACAGAUAUAAAUUAUGUUAUAGAGAGUUCCCAGUGUGCUAUGUUGUCAGAUACAAAUUAUAUAUCCGGAUCCUAA
This is a messenger RNA of Saccoglossus kowalevskii, 695 nucleotides long. Its product is annotated as cartilage oligomeric matrix protein-like. Gene Ontology annotation, biological process: cell adhesion. NCBI's taxonomy places the organism in Eukaryota, Metazoa, Hemichordata, Enteropneusta, Harrimaniidae. Gene Ontology annotation, molecular function: calcium ion binding. Gene Ontology annotation, cellular component: extracellular region. The record is from RefSeq and is a predicted model, not a curated record.